AUGAAACAACGAGAGCGUGAUCAUAUUGUUAAGAUCCUUAGUCCAAUUUUUGGAUUAAUAUUUGAAGAAUUUAAUAUAGGCAUCUUUGAGCUUAACUGUAUUACUUCCAGAAAACAAAAGUAUAUUAAUGAAGAAUACGUAAAGUUAAACCCACCAUCUAGAAUGAUGGAUUUGGUAAUAUCAUUACAUAGUUACAAGAUUGAAUUAUUAGUACUUGAAGCAGGAAAUACAGAAGGUCUUAUGGACGACAUUAAAUUCUGGGAAGAUCAUUCUAAAAUUAAAGUGGUAAUGAAAGAUUGUAUGGAUGCCUUUUAG
Molecule: messenger RNA, 315 nt
Organism: Funneliformis caledonium
Lineage: Eukaryota; Fungi; Glomeromycota; Glomeromycetes; Glomerales; Glomeraceae
Source: the annotation of a GenBank genome assembly